Molecule: messenger RNA, 882 nt
Organism: Triticum urartu
Lineage: Eukaryota; Viridiplantae; Streptophyta; Magnoliopsida; Poales; Poaceae
Product: thioredoxin-1
Source: RefSeq, a predicted model, not a curated record
GACCCGCAAGACUAAGCUUUGUGAGCACAUAUUCUUCGCCGCAUCCAGACGGCUGAUCCACCCGUAGGCCUUAGCUCACCGGCCCACUAUAUAAUGCCAUCACCUUGCACUGACUCCUUCCUCCUGAGCUCACCCCUCUUAGUCCAGCAUGAACAGCUACUAUUACUACGUGGACAAGUCACGGCCGUGGUUCUGGUGGAGCGGCGGCGGCUGGCGCAGAUUUAACGAUGGCAGACGUUACCCUGCAGUUAAUAUAAUUAUAUUAACUGCGGACUCCUUCGACUAUGCGUUGGGCAGAAAACAAUUAGCCGAACCCCCUCAGGAUAGCUCUUCCGGAAGUGUGAUCUCGAUCAAAGACAUGGAUGAAUGGAAAUUGCAUUGGAACAAGUCUGCUCCAUACAACAAGCUGUUGGUGUAUGCGUUCUACGACAAGAAUUCCACGCUGUACAAGGCCAUGGAGAAGCUGUUGGAGAAACUCGCCAAGCAGUAUAUAGGCAAGGCAGACUUCUGCAAGUUGGACGUCGACAACUUCGAGUAUUUGGCGGGGCUUUGCGGAGUGGAGGGAGCGUAUCCGACGUUCGUGCUAUUCAAGAACUGCAAGCAGGUGGGCAAGGUCGUCGGCCUCAAGGACGACGAACUCGAGCGGAGCAUCGAGCGAGCGCUAAACUAGUACUCAAUAUAUUUCGUGUGAAGAGAUAUAAUAUGACCUUCAUAUACGCAUCGGCAGUGCGAGGUACAUGCAGGUGCAUGCUGCAAAACUAUUAUGUACAGUAGCUAGAAUAAGCAUGGUACGAAACUUGUCGAGAGAUGUUGAGUAUUAGAUGUACUAGUCCAUGGACCUAUGCUACAGCAUGAUAUGAGCUACAGUAGAAUUUUAGAGCA